Messenger RNA from Limulus polyphemus (Atlantic horseshoe crab), 1200 nucleotides. Its product is annotated as Down syndrome cell adhesion molecule-like protein Dscam2. The annotation marks the transcript as partial. Lineage: Eukaryota; Metazoa; Arthropoda; Merostomata; Xiphosura; Limulidae. Gene Ontology annotation, cellular component: axon; plasma membrane. The record is from RefSeq and is a predicted model, not a curated record. Gene Ontology annotation, biological process: nervous system development; cell-cell adhesion; axon guidance. The transcript is spliced from 6 exons.
GGGAACCGAUAACUAUUGAAAGACACGGACCGAAGUUUCUUGUUGAGCCUCUUAAUCUCAUAGAAUUUUCAAAUGACACUGGAGGGUCAGCACAUUGUGCUACUAACGGCUAUCCGUCCCCUCGGAUACAAUGGAUAACAGAGAACGGGGAAGACGUAACUCACGUCCCUGGUCUUCGACAUGUACUGCCUAAUGGUACUUUGUAUUUCCCGCCAUUUCCACCAGAAUCGUAUAGGCAGGAUAUUCACGGUAUCCUGUAUCGGUGUACAGCAAGAAACCUUAUUGGAACGAUUCUUAGCACAAUGGUUUCAAUGAGAGCCGUUGUUAACCACUUCUAUGAAGCUCAAGUUUACGAUGAGUUUGUGAUACGUGGAAACACUGGAGUGUUGAGAUGUCAUCUACCUAGAGUCUUAAAGGAUUAUGUCACAGUAACUUCAUGGAUUAAGGAUUCUACUACACGCAUCAUCUCAACAGCGAAAAUUGGUGGAAGAUACAGCGUAUUUCCAAAUGGAGUCCUUCAUAUUCGUAAUGUUGGGACUUCUGACGCUUAUAGUAGCUAUCAGUGUGAGACUAGGAACAGGUUAACAGGAGAAUUGAAGAUUAGUAGCUCUGGUGGUAGACUUAUCAUUAAAGAACCCCAUGCCAACGUCACUCCUCGACUCACUGAUAGUGUUCCUAUGGUGACUGUUAAAGAAGGGGAUCCAGUAGAAUUAGCGUGUGCUGUACAAGCUUUUCCCAUUCCCGAAUACAAAUGGUUUAAAGACUACAGAGGAACAUACAAACCCGUAGUAGUUGAAAAUCAUAUUCGCCAAUUAAGUGGAUCCCUGAUAUUUGAUAAAGUGAGCUCUGCAGAUGGCGGGAAGUUUUUGUGUUCUGUGGUCAGUGAUGUUGGUGAAGCCAAAAGUGAAACAACGCUUAUUGUCACAGCACAGUUGGAUGUCAGACUUAUUCCACAAAAUCAAACUGUAGAUAUUGGAACCAAAGCAAUCUUCAACUGUUCAGUCUCAGGUUACCCAGUUACCAACAUUACGUGGAUGAAAGAUGGAAGAAUUCUUCCUUUAUCACAAAAACGAUUUAUACGUUCGUCAAAGUCAGUGCUUGAGAUUCCAGAUGUUGAUAAGGAGGAUCAGGGAAUGUAUCAGUGUUUUGUUCAGAACAUAUUUGAGGCUGUACAGGCAUCUUCAGAACUUAGGCUUGGAG